Messenger RNA from Fopius arisanus, 1665 nucleotides. Its product is annotated as protein Star-like. The record is from RefSeq and is a predicted model, not a curated record. Bases 384 to 1364 code for a protein of 326 amino acids. Lineage: Eukaryota; Metazoa; Arthropoda; Insecta; Hymenoptera; Braconidae. The transcript is spliced from 6 exons.
UCGGAACGCAUCGGAGCCUCUCCGAGCCGAGACGGGAUCGCAUUGUCGUCCUUUUCUCAUUUUUUUCUCAUUCCAAUUUUAUAUCUCCCCCACAAUACUAUUACUCAUCAAUCCGAGAAACACAUGUGCUCAGCAUUUCUCGGAGUUGCAGACGUGGGUGCCAAUUAGCCAAUAAAAAACCCGGAGAGAAACGCCAAUUGCGAAAUUAUCGAAUAAUGUAAACUAGUGAAAUACCAAAGCGUCGAAAGGACAUUCUCUCGGUGUUUACAGAGGUAUUACUUUUCAUGAGGGCUCGUUCAAAGCAGCUGCUGUCCCAGUGAAAAUUCCUAGUCAGGAGGAAUAACAAUUGAAUAAUCAAUUAAUUGUCUAGUGGAGCGUAAACAAUGGUGAAUCUAGAAGUUUCCAAGGGGAUUGAGAGCAAAAUGACAGGUGCAGGAGUGAUACCAUCGGUGGCCGGUGGCACAGCAACGUUACCAAUAGCCUCAGUUCCUUUACCUGGUGAAAUAAAAAAGAGUUGGUUGAGACGUGUUGCACCAUGUCUGGCAUUUCUUGCAGCAUUUUCCACGGCGAUGGCUUUACUGCUGAUUUGGAGUGAAGCAGCUGCACAGAGGAGGCAAGCAUUCGACGCAAACAUGACAAGGGAUUAUGUUUUUGGGGUCUCAAUGGACAAUCCUCAGUUGGUAGCUUACAUCCGUGAGAUGCAUUUCAAGAAGCCAUCGAACCUAGAACUUCACAACAUAACCGAAACUCCCGAGGAGAAGUUCUUGGUGAAUUUUUUCAAGAGCAAACGUGAUGGAGUUUACCUCGAAUACAUUAAUCAUGCUGGUGCCAUCUCCACGAGCUCUUGGCUGGAGGCUUAUUAUGGCUGGCGUGGAUUGCUGGUCCUCACUGAUUUCAGAUCGUUCUUUGAAGCGUGCAAGAGCUACCGUAAUCCAAGGACACGUGCUCUCCAUGCUUGUUUGAGCACCGACAAAGAUACCAAAGAGAUUACGUAUCAUCAAGAGUCAGAGGUGCGAGUUACCAAGCUGAGCGAAGGUCCAAAUAGUUUGAUAUUCUCUGACGAGGGUCUUCCAACGAUGAGGCUCAAGUGCUUCCCACUUUACAGUGUCCUCCUUGCUUACAAUCAAACAGCCAUUGAUUACUUUAAUCUCGAUAGCAUUGACUCGUCUGACAGUCAGGUGCUAGAUACCAUUCCCUGGGACGUUAUUAGAAUAUCAGUCCUCUCGAUUCGUACAAGUAAUCAUCAAAGUGAGGCCGAUGUGAGAUCUCUCAUCGAUAAAUUAUCAGCCAGGCGAUAUAAGCUCGUUAACACGACUGACACUGGUAAACUCAUAUUUACAUACUCGAGAUUACUAAAAAUCUAGAAAUUAUCAGAAAAUAAUUAUAAUUGAAGAUGAUUGCCAGUGUAGGUACUAGUAAAAUAUUGAAAAAAUCGUGUCAACCCAUCGAAUCUCCCAAUCUAUUAUCCAUAUUUUCUUUUUAUCAUUAAAAAAAAAAUCAUCGUAGGGAUUUAUUUUAUACGAUGAACCGAAUCGUGUGUCAGCUGUAGUUUAAUUUGUUUUAUUGGACCACUGCCAAUGCAUUUUUAGUCCAUUUCCAUGUCAAUGUGUUUUCUACAAUUAUUUAAGUCAUCUUUGUCUUUUUUCUACCAUUUAUUUUCAUGCG